AUGGAGAUCCUACAGACGAAUUCAGCCAUGCUCAGCAACUACGAGGUGAUGUCCUUGUUGGCCGACCAGAAGGCACAACGGAUCGCCAACGAGGUUGCCGGCACGAGGGAAGUUGCCGAGAACCUGCGUACCGUCGAGUUUGAGGUUCAGAAAUAUCUUGCAGCAUCGCCAUGUUCGACACAGUCAGGGGAUCAGAUCCGGGAAUUGAAGAAGGCUUUCAAAGAUUAUGAGCUCAUGAAGGUCGAGCUCUUGCAGAUCUUGAACCUCAGGCCGAAAUCUGCCGUUGAGCUCUUGUUGGUGAUCGAGGAAUUUGAGGAACGGUUUGCGCUGGAUGAUUGUGAGAAGAUGCUCAGUAUCAUUGCUAAGGCGUUACCAAGAGACGAUGACGAGGAGAUGGUGGAAGGAGGCGAGGAGGAGGUUGCUGAGAACGCAUAG
Messenger RNA from Linnemannia hyalina, 435 nucleotides. NCBI's taxonomy places the organism in Eukaryota, Fungi, Mortierellomycota, Mortierellomycetes, Mortierellales, Mortierellaceae. The record is from the annotation of a GenBank genome assembly.